This is a messenger RNA of Bipolaris victoriae FI3, 774 nucleotides long. RefSeq lists its product as hypothetical. The record is from RefSeq and is a predicted model, not a curated record. Lineage: Eukaryota; Fungi; Ascomycota; Dothideomycetes; Pleosporales; Pleosporaceae. The transcript is spliced from 2 exons. Bases 1 to 774 code for a protein of 257 amino acids.
AUGUGGGAUGCGGGAAAGAUGCGGGUAGAACCGGAGUUGUCCUUGCAGCCAUGGGGCCAGUGGGACUUACGACAGUCGCUGAAAGCCUGGGAUGAGCUUGUAACUGCCAUUGAAGAACGGAUGCCGGUCCAACCUGAGCAGAGAAGUGGUACUACGACUCUUAUCGAGACGGCCGUGGGGGAACGGUGGUGCGAUCACCCGUUUCAACGUGCAUUUCUGACACAAGCGCGCGCGCCGAACAAUCCCACUAUGAACAUUGCCCCAGGAGUCAGACCAUGGACUUCCUCUACAUUCGAAGCGAUCCACGCCAAUGAACCCAUCAACAGUGAACGCAAACUUGCCAUCGGUAACAAACCAAGCGACAAUGCCCAACGUGAGUGCCAUUGCAAUCGCAACCUCGCUCCCGUACUGCUGUUUCCCAGUGAUACGAAUAUGGCACGCCCAACCAGUCGUAGAUUCGAUAACUUUUGGGGCCGCAGAUCGGUACUGCUUGAGCGGAGGAAGGGGUUGUAUCUUUACCCUGAGGUGGAGUGGGGCAAUGCGAAUGCGUGGUGUCCCUGGAUGCGCGAACGGCCGUUGGCCACUUUGAGGGAGGUACUAACGUUUUGGAAGUUUUUGGUCGUUGAUGGUGUGUGGCGGGUUGAUGAACAUGGUGUUGUGGGGGUUGAAGGGUAUUUUGACGAGCUUGACGGUAGCAGGAAGGUGGUGGAGUUGGGGGGAACGCAGACAGAGGUCGAUUUUCGGGCACCUUGGAGCGCAGCACCAGCUUACUGA